Molecule: messenger RNA, 804 nt
Organism: Hirsutella rhossiliensis
Lineage: Eukaryota; Fungi; Ascomycota; Sordariomycetes; Hypocreales; Ophiocordycipitaceae
Product: Endonuclease/exonuclease/phosphatase
Exons: 4
Coding region: 1-804 (267 amino acids)
Molecular function (GO): nucleic acid binding
Source: RefSeq, a predicted model, not a curated record
AUGAUCAAGCUGAAGUACCAAAAGCAGCCAAAACCCUUCCGGACUAGGCUGCGGCGCUCCGACGAAUUGCUACCAAGCUGCCCAAGGCCUGCCUUGCUGCAGCGCGGAUUUGUCGAAGAGCAGACUGCGCCUCUGCAGAGUGCAUCGAAAAAUGAGACGGCGAAGAAAUUUCGCGAUUGGCUCCAGGCACUAUCGCCCCGAACUCUGGUCGUCUAUUCCGACGGGUCCCGUUCUGCCGAAGGCCACGCCGGAUAUGGCUAUGUUGUUCAUCGGGACGGAUCCACCGUCUUGCGCGACAAGGGCCGUCUUGGGCCCGCCGAGGUUUUCGACGCUGAGGCGAAAGGUGCGUUGGAGGGGUUGAAGGCUGCGGUGAGCCUUCCAGAAACUGACCGCAUCUUUGUCUGCCUCGACAACCUCGCGACCGCAACAUGCUUACGGGGCACGCCGAGCGACUCCUCGCAAGAGGUCUUCCUUGAGUUUCAAUCUUUGGCGGGAGCAUCACUGCCAGAACCCGCUGAUAACGUCCCGACGCUAGCGCACCUGCGAAAGAUUGCCCGACAGCAGCCGGAAGAGGCUUUCAAGGCCUGGUGGGAAGCCUCUGCGCCGGAGCGAUACAGAGACCUGAGGCUUAAAGCCACAACCAGCUGUUUGGUCACGACAAUAAAGGUUGCGCCACGGCAUCGUAUGCGGCUUGCACCUUCGCCGCCUGCAGCCAUCAACCGCGCAAUCGGCAAGGACUUUGACAAAUUCGUCAGGCUGGCGAAAGCGAGCUCCUUCUUCGGAGGGAUCUGCCCACGCCACUAG